GCGUUGUAUGCGGAAGUUGCUGAAUUAAUUGUGAGGAAUAUAUAAAGCAGUGAAUAGCCCAACAUUACCAUUCCGACACAAGCAACUCUGAAUAAACCUGUCUUGGUCAGCAUUGUAAAAUAAUGGUCUCCCCUGUAACCAUUCUUGCAUGCUUGCUCAUCAUUAUAAUGUCUGCCCAUGGCGGUCCUGAUCCCACUCUGGAUAAGCACUGGAAGCUAUGGGUUCUGCAAAACCAGAAAGGCUACAUGAAUGCGAUAGAAGAUUUGGAAAGACGGAUGAUCUGGGAAGAUACUCUGAAAUUUGUCACCAUCCACAAUCUGGAGUACAGCCUGGGGCUUCACACUUAUGAGGUCGGAAUGAACCAUCUGGCAGACAUGACAUCGGAGGAAGUGGUGGCCACAAUGACUGGCAUUAGGGCUCCUGCCAUCACAGAUCUGAAUUCCACAGGUGAAUUUGUUAAACAGAAUGUUAAAGUUCCAAAUUCAAUUGACUGGAGAAGUAAAGACUGUGUCACAGGAGUGAAGAACCAGGGAGGCUGUGGCUCUUGCUGGUCUUUCAGUGCAACAGGCGCUCUGGAAUGCCAGAUGAAGCUGAAGACAGGAAGGUUGCAGUCACUGAGCGAACAGGAGCUUGUGGAUUGCAGCGGAAGCUAUGGAAACCAAGGAUGUAAUGGAGGAUGGAUGAGAUGGGCCUUUAAAUACGUAAUUGAUCAUGGACUUGCACUAGAAUCAUCAUACCCAUAUCAAGGAAAGGAAGGCACCUGCCACUCUGCUCCUAGAUAUGCUACAUGCCAGUCUUAUAAGAUGUUGCCAUCUGGGAAUGAACUGGCACUUCAACAAGCGGUGGGAACCGUGGGACCUGUGUCUGUGGCAAUAGAUGCUUCUCAAAGAUCCUUCCAAGUGUACAACAGAGGUGUGUACUAUGACCCCAACUGCAAUCCACAGAAACCUGACCAUGCAGUACUGGCAGCCGGAUAUGGUACAGAAAAUGGAGUGGACUACUGGCUGGUUAAAAACAGCUGGAGCACAGCCUGGGGCGAUGGAGGGUACAUCAAAAUGGCCAGAAAUCGCUACAACCAUUGCGGAAUCGCCGGAUACGGUGUCUAUCCGAUUGUGUGAAAGUGGAAUGCUGGAUAUGCUUUCUGUAUAUUUUGUAUUUGAUCUGCUUUUCUUUGCAAGAAUAAAAUGAUUAUGUCAUGUA
Rana temporaria (common frog) is the source of this 1200-nucleotide messenger RNA. Its product is annotated as cathepsin S-like. Gene Ontology annotation, molecular function: cysteine-type endopeptidase activity. The coding region runs from base 123 to 1118 and encodes 331 amino acids. The transcript is spliced from 8 exons. Lineage: Eukaryota; Metazoa; Chordata; Amphibia; Anura; Ranidae. Gene Ontology annotation, cellular component: lysosome. The record is from RefSeq and is a predicted model, not a curated record. Gene Ontology annotation, biological process: immune response.